Messenger RNA from Exophiala mesophila, 1026 nucleotides. RefSeq lists its product as uncharacterized. Gene Ontology annotation, cellular component: nucleus. The transcript has 3 exons. The record is from RefSeq and is a predicted model, not a curated record. The coding region runs from base 1 to 1026 and encodes 341 amino acids. Gene Ontology annotation, molecular function: DNA binding, bending. Gene Ontology annotation, biological process: positive regulation of mating-type specific transcription, DNA-templated. NCBI's taxonomy places the organism in Eukaryota, Fungi, Ascomycota, Eurotiomycetes, Chaetothyriales, Herpotrichiellaceae.
AUGGCCGCAACUAAGGCACAGCUUCAGGCCACACUGAGCGCAAUCUUCGAAAAUCUCACCGAAGCACAAUUGAACGACAUCAACAAAACCCUUGCAACACUCACUGCGCAGAACUCGAAAGGUCUUGCUGCUGAUGCGAUGCAGCCAAAGAAUGCGAACAAGGUUUCCAAGCCGGCGGCUCGAGUCCUGAACUCUCGUGGCAAGAAAAAGACAAAGCGAGUUCUCAACGGCUUCAUCUGCUUUAGAUCAUACUAUGGAUCGGUGUUCAAGGGCAAACAGAUGGACAAGUCUGGGCUCCUCCGAGAGAUGUGGGCCAAGGAACCUCGCCGCAACCUUUUCGGUCUGUUGGGCAAAGCGUUCUCUGACCUCCGCGAUGGUCACUCAGAAUCGGUCUCGCUUGAAAAGUUCCUUGAGACCACUAUUCCUCUUCUCCCUGUCGUCCCAGCCGACCAGUAUCUUGUCAAGAUGGGUUGGACUGUCACAACCAAUGAGGGUAAAGACGCCAUUCGUCGAGUUGAUGGUUUCGACGCAGCUGCGACAAACCUGGAAUUUCCUCCACAAACCAAUGUCUCUGUGCAUGAGUUGGUCGAGCACUGCUACAAGCAGGGACUGGUUGAUAGAGAUGACUGUCUGUCUUCUACCGAAUCAGCGCAGUCAGAUCCGUGGAACUCUUUGGACUACGACAUCACCUUCGCCACGGCCCCAGUUCCCCAGCAAGACUUCGCAGAGGGUGUUGCGACAACUCCAGAGUUCGAGACUGAUGCUGAGACCAACUACAUCACUUCCGCCCAAGCGACUCCUUCUAGUGUCUCAAGUGACCAUGUUCCAGAGGGUUACUUGACCAUUGGUGCCGUCACUGCUGACCAACAGGCUGCUUAUGAUCAGUUGGAAUUCGGCUACCACUUCCAUCCUGACAUGGAACCCGUUCUUGGCUUCGACCCUCGCAUCAUCCAAGAUGAUUUCGACCCAUUCGACCUCGAUGUCAGCGAGCUCUUCGACUUUGGAAAGUCUGGCUACCAGAUGUAA